UGGUGUAGGGGGUGUUGCUGGGAGGCUCGGCUGCAGUCCGGAGCAGCAGCCCCGCAGACCCGCUCUCCCCGCGGCUGCAGCUCAGUCCGCGCGGCGCCGGGGAAUGGACGCACCGCUGCCGGCGGAUCAUGAACCAAGAGCGCCGAACCGCCGGAACCAUCGGAACCACCCGAACCCUCAGAACCACCCGAACUACCCUCGGAACCCCGGACCCGGCUCCCGCUCAGCUCUGAAGAAGUUUGGGAUUAUCUGACUCUCUGACUGCGGCUUAAAAAUGAGUAAUAUCUACGAGUCUGCGGCCGAGACGCUGGGCCUGUUUAACAGCCCCUGCCUGACUAAAGUGGAGCUUCGCGUGGCCUGUAAGGGCAUAUCGGACCGGGACGCCCUGUCCAAACCCGACCCCUGCGUGGUCCUGAAGAUGCAGUCCCAUGGACAGUGGUUUGAGGUGGAUCGGACGGAGGUGAUCCGGAGCAGCAUCAGCCCGGUCUUCUCCAAGGUCUUCACGGUGGAUUACUACUUCGAGGAGGUUCAGCGCCUGCGCUUCGAGCUGCACGACAUCAGCAGCAACCACAACGGCCUGAAGGAGGCGGACUUCCUGGGAUUUAUGGAGUGCACACUCGGGCAGAUUGUCUCUCAGAGAAAACUGUCCAAAGCUUUACUGAAACAGGGAAACACAUCAGGCAAGUCGUCUAUAACGGUCACAGCGGAGGAGCUGUCGGGGAAUCAUGAUUACGUGGAGCUCGCCUUCAGCGCCAAGAAACUGGAUGACAAGGACUUUUUCAGUAAGUCAGACCCGUUUCUGGAGAUCUUCAGAGUAAACGAUGACGGCACAGGAUCCCUGGUGCACAGAACUGAGACCAUCAUGAACAAUCUGAAUCCUGUGUGGAAAUCGUUUAAAGUGUCUCAGAAUACGCUCUGCAGCGGUGAUGAAGAGCGAGAACUGAAGUGUACAGUGUUUGACUGGGACUCCAACGGGAAGCACGACUUCAUUGGAGAAUUUCAGACAACCUUCAAAGAGAUGAAGGCAGCCAUGAUGGAAGGAAAGCAGAUUCAGUGGGAAUGCAUCAACCCCAAGUAUCAGGUGAAGAAGAAGAACUACAGGAACUCUGGGGUGGUGAUGAUGACCCAGUGUAAGAUCAUAAAGAUGCACUCGUUUCUGGAUUAUAUUAUGGGCGGUUGCCAGAUCCAGUUCACGGUGGCCAUCGAUUUCACCGCCUCGAACGGUGACCCGCGGAACAGCUGCUCUCUGCACUACAUCCACCCGUACCAACCCAACGAGUACCUGAAAGCCCUGGUCGCCGUGGGCGAGAUCUGCCAAGACUACGACAGCGAUAAAAUGUUUCCGGCGUUCGGCUUCGGAGCGCAGAUCCCUCCUGACUUCAAAGUCUCUCAUGAUUUCGCUGUGAACUUUGAUGAGGACAAUCCGGAGUGUGCUGGUAUCCAGGGUGUUGUAGAAGCCUAUCAGAACUGUUUACCGAAGAUUCAGCUUUACGGCCCCACCAACAUCGCCCCCAUCAUCCAGAAGGUAGCCAACUCUGCCUCGGAGGAGAUGCACAUCAAGGAGGCCAUGGAGUAUUUUAUUCUGUUGAUCCUGACGGACGGCGUGAUCACAGACAUGGCGGACACGCGGGAGGCCAUCGUUCACGCCUCUCACCUGCCGAUGUCGGUGAUCAUCGUUGGCAUAGGAAGCGCCGACUUCAGCGACAUGCAGAUGCUGGACGGAGACGACGGGAUUCUGCGCUCGCCCAAAGGAGAACCCGUCCUCCGGGACAUCGUCCAGUUCGUACCCUUCCGAAACUUCAAACACGCAUCUCCUGCAGCUUUGGCGAAGAGCGUUCUGGCCGAGGUGCCCAAUCAGGUGGUGGAUUACUACAACAAUAAGGGCAUCAAGCCCAAAGGUCUGUCGGACUUUGAGUCUCCCAGAGCCUUCAGUCCAUGAGCCGGACGCUCCAACCAACCGCAGCAGCAGCAGCAGCAGCUCAAUAAUACUGGAGUAAUAAUACUACAAAUACUACUAAUAAAACAUACUGAUCAUUUUUCAUAAUCAUUGUAUAGAAUGGUUCUGAGCUCUUUGUUUGUGUAUUAUUGCUUGUUUUUUACACCCAGAGAGCACUGACCCAAAUGUCCUCCAUCAAACACCAUCCAGAGUUUGAUUAGUGAUAGUCUUAGAGUCUCUAGAACGUUCACUGGUUAGAAUCCCGAUCAUGCAGCUUGCCAUCAGCUGCCGGAGCCCAGAGAGAGCAAUUGUCUUUGCUCUCCCUAAUCUGGGUGGGUACAGUAGAUGAAGCUCUUUCCCCCCCGAGCUCCGCUCGUAGACCGUCUGUAAGUACAUAUUUUGUUGAUUUUGCAGGUCUAGCAGGGUCUGUCGGUCGUAAGUUGUUCCCAUAGCGAACUUUUGCAUGAUUGCGAGUUCAGAUCGGAUUAUUUACACAGAAAAACAAACAAAAGCACCGUGUUUUGCUUCCGGAGUGGCCGCUGCGACUGCUCGCGCCGCCGACAGGAAGGGUUCUUGAGUUCUCAAUCUCUCAUUGAGUUCUCAAUCUCUCAUUUUUUCUGGAUGUUUUUCUAGUUUUGGGAAUGUUAUGUUCUAAUGAGAUAUGUUCUAAAAAUGUUGUGAUGCAAACUGAUGCUAUUUCACACAUUUUCAGAAGGUUCUUGAAUCAUUAUUUCUGUAACGUUUCAGACCAGCCUUCCUGAAACCUUUUCAAAAUGUUGCUAAACGUUCUUAUAACGUUCUUUGUUGUAUACAGCUGUAUACAGUUGCAGUCAAAUACCAGUAGCUAACAUUAUGGUGUUCAUUAUGGAGUUUGUUGGCAAAUGUUGGGUCAGUGUGCUCUGGAAUUAAUAGGAAACAUUUUAUUUGGAGGUGUUUUAUUUAUUUAUAUUUGUUUUUUUUAUUUAUUAAGGUAUUUAUUUAUGUAUUUAUAUCUUAGUUCACCAGAUAAUUUAAGCUCAAAUAUCAGGAUUGUCCAAUGAAAACCCAAAUGGCCCUACUUAUGGAUAUCAAUGAUGGGGAUAGUAGAGGUUAAAUAUAUUAAAUAAAUUAUUGGGCCCAUUUGGAAAGCCCAAUCAAAAGCUUAUGCCGUCCUGGAACCCACUUAGCCCAUGUUCCACCCGAGCACCGUACCGAUUGAUUUAGGGAGUUUCAGUGUGUCUUUGCUAUCGUAACGUCGGGAAAAGUACACCUAGUACAAAAGGCAUGUACUAAUGUACUAAUUAAUCAUGGGUGUGGUUAAAUUUGGGCGUAACGUUAAAUAAACCAAUCAGAGUGUCUUUUGCUCAUCAUUACCUCUAAGAACCAGGUGAGCUCUAACUUUGGCAGAUUGCUAUUUUAACGGCGCAGCUACCUGGACGUGUCCAACAAACGCUUCUCAGCAGAGGAAACUGACCUGUUUUCUAUAUUGCCAAGAUAGCAAUGAACGUUUGAAAGCCUGAACACAUUUCCAACUCAUUUCCAAACCACCACGCCUGUAGAUAUAGACAUAGAUAUAUUCAGAAGCACUAUUGGUAUUUAAACGGCGCAGGAAGAAGCCCACGUAUUGGAUAUUCUUGAGUUUGAGCUUAAGUUAGCUGGAUCAGAUUAAUCUUGCUGUACAGUAAUUAUGGAACAACAGAACAAUGCAGAACAAGCCUUAGUGUAGAAGAGUUUACCGUAUAGAACCAGCUGUUGAAGGGCUAUGUAGUCCAGAUGUUCCAGAUGUUCUGUCCUAAAGUGCUGCUGUUUGAUCAUUUAUUCAUAUCCUGGAUUAGCUGAGUUUGGAAUUUUUUGCAUGUGUGAUCUUAAAAUAAGGCCUGAAAAAUUUCAACAGUACAGUAAUUCUGUGUACAGUAUGUAGAGUUAAUAUACAGCAUAUUUACUGAACAAAAGCAUGUCGAAUGAAACUCUGUGGAUAGACAAACUAGAUCUUUACGUUCUUUUCUACAGAAUUGUUGAACUUUUUUGCUAAAUUUCUUAAAACGUCUUAAUCUGCAAGAUCCUUCAGAUAUACUGUAUGGAGUGAGUAGUCGUUACCGCGUUAGAUUUCCUCCUGUACUCUACUCAACUCUGUUUUACAUUACUGUUCUCAACUCUACUGUUCUAUACUCAACUCUAUUCUGCUCUGCUGUUCUCUAUUUGUUCAUAUAUUUGGAGUGAGUAGAUAUUACUGUACACUACCUAACUCUACUGUUCUCUAAUCAUCUCUACUGUAUUCUACUGUAAUUUGCUCUUCUUUUUGCUACUCUUCUCUAGUCUCUUCUACUGUACUCUACUUUUCUUUAUGCUACUCUAUUCUAUCCUUUACUUUACUCUAUCCUCUAUACUCUACUUUACUUCUCUAUGCUGUACUUUUUUCUGCUCUUUUCUUCUGUAAUCUACUGAUCUCUACUUAUUUUUAAUGUACAUUACUGUACUCUAUUAUUUACUUUUUUAAACUACCCUCUUCUUUGUACUCUACUCGUCUGUUCUUUAAAUGACUGUACUCUUCUCUAAUCUCUACUCUGCUCUCCACUUUUCUAUUCUAUUCUACUGUACUCUACUCUUCUCAUCUUUAAACCACUGUACUCUUCUCUAUUCUCUACUCUACGGUACUCUGUGCUACUGCAUUAUACUGUAUUCUACUCUACUGUGCUCUUCUUUUCUUUAAACCAAUGCACUCUAUUAUCUACACAAUUGUACUCUUUUCUACUGUACUCUAUCCUUUUCUACUCAUCUCCUGUACUCUACUCAACUCUGUUUUACAUUACUGUUCUCAAUUCUACUCUGCUCUACUGUACUCUGUUUAUCUAUACUCUGCUCUCCUCUUUUGACAGUUUGGUAAAUUAUUUGGAGUGAGUAGAUAUUACUUCUGAGAUGUUCUGCUGUACUCCACUCAACUCUAUUUUGCACUACUGUACUUUAUUCAUAUCUGUUCUACUGUUCUCUAUUCAUCUCUACUGUAUUCUACUGUAAUUUGGUCUUUUUUUGCUACUCUUCUCUAGUCUCUUCUACUGUACUCUACUUUUCUUUAUGCUACCCUACUCUAUCAUUUACUUUACUCUAUCCUCUAUACUCUUCUAUUCUUUACUCUUCUCUAUGCUGUACUUUCUUCUAUGGUCUUUUCUUCUGUAAUCUACUGAUCUCUACUUAUUUUUACUUUACAUUACUCUACUCUACUCCAUGCUUAUGUGCUGUAUCCUUCUCUUAUGCAAACUACUGUACUCUAUUCUUUACUUUUUAAACUACUCUUUUUUUACUCUACUGUACUCUUCUCUAUUCUCUACUCUGGUACUCUUUUCCACUCUAUUCUACUGUACACUACUCUUCCCUUCUUUAUUCUACUGUACUCUAUUCUCUACUCUACUGUUUUCUUCUCUAUUCUCUACUCUACUGUACUCUUUUCUACUCUAUUCUACUGUACUCUUUUCUACUCUAUUCUACUGUACUCUUUUCUACUCUAUUCUACUGUACUCUUCUCUAUUCUCUUAUGCACUGUACUCUUUUCUACUCUAUUCUACUGUACUCUACUCUUCCCUUCUUUAUUCUACUGUACUCUUCUCUAUUCUCUUGUCUACUGUACUCUUUUCUACUCUAUUCUACUGUACUCUACUCUUCCCUUCUUUAUUGUAAUGUACUCUUCUCUAUUCUCUACUCUGAUGUACUCUUUUCUAAUCUAUUCUACUGUACACUACUCUUCCCUUCUUUAUUCUACUGUACUCUUCUCUAUUCUCUUAUCUACUGUACUCUUUUCUAAUCUAUUCUACUGUACUCUACUCUUCCCUUCUUUAUUCUACUGUACUCUUCUCUAUUCUCUUGUCUACUGUACUCUUUUCUACUCUAUUCUACUGUACUCUACUCUUCCCUUCUUUAUUCUACUGUACUCUUCUCUUUUCUCUUGUCUACUUUACUCUUCCCUUCUUUAUUCUACUGUACUCUUCUCUAUUCUCUUAUCUACUGUACUCUUUUCUAAUCUAUUCUACUGUACUCUUUUCUAUUCUCUUAUCUACUGUACUCUGUUCUACUCUAUUCUACUGUACACUACUCUUCCCUUCUUUAUUCUACUUUACUCUUCUCUAUUCUCUUAUCUACUGUACUAUUUUCUACUCUAUUCUACUGUACACUACUCUUCCCUUCUUUAUUCUACUAUACUCUGCUUUUUCUACUGUAUUCUAUUCUGUUAUUUUCCUUUACUCUUCAUUUCUGUUAUCUUUUCUUUUACUCUAUGCUAAUGUACUCUACUCUAUGCUAAAAUGCUCUUAAUCUUUAAAACACUGCACUCUACUCAUUUCUGUUAUACUACACUUUUCUCUAAUCUGUGCUAUUGGGCUCUUCCUAUUUCUACUGUACUCUAUGCUAUGGCACUCUACUGUUAUCUGGUCUACUCUACUCUACUCUACUCUUCUGUACUUUACUGUAUUCUAUGCUACUAUGCUCUAUUCUUCUCUACAGUACUCUUUUCUGCUUGACUCUCUACUCAUUUCUACUAUACUCCACUUAUCUCUACUCUACACUACUGUACUCUUCUCAUUUCUACUCUACUCUUCUUUACUUUACUGUACUCAAUUCUACUGUACCCUGCUCUUCUUUUCUGCCCUACACCUCUCUACCCUACACUGCUUUACUCUAUUCUUUUCCACUUAACUCUGUUCUACUCUUCUGUACACUAAUCAUUUCUACUCUACUCUAUGCUACUCUUCUUUUCUUUACUGUAAAUACUGUACUAUACUCUAAACUACUCUACUCUAUGCUACUCGACGCUACUCUACUCUUUUCUUUGCUACUCUACUCUGUGCUACUCUAUUCUACUCUACGCUACUCUACUCUUUUCUUUGCUACUCUACUCUGUGCUACUCUAUUCUACUCUACGCUACUCUACUCUUUUCUUUGCUACUCUGCUCUGUGCUACUCUAUUCAACUCUACUCUGCUUUGUUCUACUCUACUCUACUCUAAACUACUCUACUCUUCUCUUCUUUACUGUAAAUACUUUACUAUACUCUAAACUACUCUACUCUUUGCUACUCUGCUCUGUGCUACUCUAUUCAACUCUACUCUACUCUACUCUACUCUAAACUACUCUACUCUUCUUUACUGUAAAUACUUUACUAUACUCUAAACUACUCUACUCUAUGCUUCUCUACUCUGCUCUACUCUACUCUUCUUUAAUUUAAAUACUCGACUAUACUCUAAAUUACUCUACUCUAAGCUACUCAGCUCUGUGCUACUCUACUCUAAACUACUCUACUCUUUUCUUCUUUACUGUAAAUACUCAACUAUACUUUAAACUACUCUACUGUACGCCACUCUACUCUUUGCUACUUUAUUUUACUCUACUCUACUCUAAACUACUCUACUCUUCUCUACUGUAAAUACUCUACUCUACUCUACUCUAUGCUUCUCUACUCUGCUCUACUCUACUAUUUUCUUCUCUUCUUUACUUUAAAUACUCGACUAUACUCUAAACUACUCUACUCUAAGCUCAACUCUGUGCUACUCUAUUCUACACUACUCUACUCUGCUUUGCUCUAUCCAACUAUUACUCUAAACUACUGUACUCUUUUCUUCUUUACUGUAAAUACUCUACUAUACCCUAAACUACGUUACACUAUGCUACUCUACUCUUUGCUACUUUAUUCUACUCUACUCUGAUAGACUUUAAUUACUCUAAUCUUCUCUAAACUACUCUACUUUACUCUAUUCUACUCUAAACUACCCAACUCUACUCUACUCCUCUCUACUAAAUUCUACUUUAAACUACUUAAGUCUACUCUACUCUAAACAACUCUACUCUAAACUACUCUACUGUACUGUACUCUACUCUACUAUGUUCCAUACUGUUCUACUUUUUUGCAUUUUUCUCUUAUAUAUAAUGUAUGUACAUGUGAACAAAUGAUUUUGUGCGAGUGUGUGUAUGAGUAAGCAUGUGUGGGUUGAGUGUGUGUGUGUGUGUGUGUGUGAUUGAUCACUGCAGAUUCCCGGCUGUAUGUUGCAUGUGUAAAAUAAAGAUUAAGCAGCAGUUUUCUGAU
Molecule: messenger RNA, 7981 nt
Organism: Astyanax mexicanus (Mexican tetra)
Lineage: Eukaryota; Metazoa; Chordata; Actinopteri; Characiformes; Acestrorhamphidae
Gene: cpne4b
Product: copine IVb
Exons: 16
Coding region: 275-1939 (554 amino acids)
Biological process (GO): cellular response to calcium ion
Cellular component (GO): plasma membrane
Molecular function (GO): calcium-dependent phospholipid binding
Source: RefSeq, a predicted model, not a curated record